Molecule: messenger RNA, 1209 nt
Organism: Pseudovirgaria hyperparasitica
Lineage: Eukaryota; Fungi; Ascomycota; Dothideomycetes; Acrospermales; Acrospermaceae
Product: hydroxyindole O-methyltransferase
Exons: 4
Coding region: 1-1209 (402 amino acids)
Molecular function (GO): O-methyltransferase activity
Source: RefSeq, a predicted model, not a curated record
AUGGAUUUUCAGCAACCGCAACGUCUCGCAAACGACCUAACUGCGAGUAUCAAGUUGAUGUCAAGCUCAAGGCAUAGCGACGCAGAAGUUCUGCGCAAGAGCAUUUUGGCAACUGCAAAAUCGCUAGUUCAGUCACUGGAGAAGCCGGAAGAAGUUGCGAUGUGGUGGGUGAAGACGGCACAUUGCGAAAGAGCAGCCUUGAGGAUUGCCGUAGAUCUGCGUAUCUUUCAUAUUCUGUGCGACGCAAAUGGGCCGGUAACCUCUCGGCAGCUUGCUGAGAAGACAAAUGCGGAAGAGUUACUGAUAGUUCGGUUAAUGCGACUUCUCUGCAGCUUUGACUUUGCGAAAGAAGCAUGCGAGAAGGUAUACCUCGCAACAAAAUACAGCAAGGCGAUGACUGAGCCAGGUAUCGAAGGGGGCAUGAAAGCGAUUAGCGACUCCGAGUCAGUGAGCCAUCUAUCAAGCUACUUGAAGGAGAAGGGCUACAAAUGUCCGACAAAUAUCAAGGACACAACCUUUCAAUGGGCAUACAAGACGAAGUCUACUUGGUUUGAAAGUCUUCACGAAUGCCCAGAAAGCAUGUCAGCCUUCAACGACUUCAUGGGAGUGAUACGAUCUACAAGGAAGUUUUGGGCCGAUUGGUACGAUGUGCAAAGCAGACUCAUAGACGGAUUUAAGGAUGGUGCUUUCCUGGUUGACAUUGGCGGUGGUAAAGGCCAUGAUACCAUGAAGUUGUUAGAAAGGUUCCCACAUAUCGAAGGGUCAUUGGUCUUACAGGACUUGCCUGGCACAAUCGAACAUCUUCCAGCUGACUUUCCAGAGAGAAUCACGCCGAUGAGCCAUGACUUCUUUGCUGAGCAGCCUAUAAAAGAACAAGGAGCAAGGGUGUACUUCGUGCACCUCAUAUUUCACGACUGGCCAGAUCAUGACUGCCGGAAGAUCUUAAAGAGAAUAAAGGAAGCCAUGAAACCAGGCUAUUCGAAACUGGUAAUCAAUGAAGCUAUACUUCCUGCCGUCGGAUGCGCGUCUUGGUUUGCCGCAGCCGACUUCACAAUGAUGACCAACUUUGGAGCAAAGGAGCGAACCGCAUCUGACUGGAGAACCCUUGUCGAAUCAGUGGGACUGACUGUGUUGGAUGUUCAGGAAUGUCCAUUCGAUGACGACCUUGAAGGUAUCAUUGAGGUGGUGCUGGAAAAUGAGACUUCUUAG